This is a messenger RNA of Exophiala oligosperma, 1851 nucleotides long. RefSeq names its product dihydroorotate dehydrogenase (fumarate). Bases 1 to 1851 code for a protein of 616 amino acids. Gene Ontology annotation, cellular component: cytoplasm; mitochondrial inner membrane. Lineage: Eukaryota; Fungi; Ascomycota; Eurotiomycetes; Chaetothyriales; Herpotrichiellaceae. Gene Ontology annotation, biological process: pyrimidine ribonucleotide biosynthetic process; 'de novo' pyrimidine nucleobase biosynthetic process. The record is from RefSeq and is a predicted model, not a curated record. Gene Ontology annotation, molecular function: dihydroorotate dehydrogenase activity. The transcript has a single exon.
AUGAAGCUCCCGACAUCUAGGCUGCUUUUCAGACCUCACCAAGGACGAGUAUUUACUCGACCGACUUUCGCUAAGCCCCGAUUUGCUGCACAUUCGAUACGAAGACACAAUUCCACUGCUCAGACCGCAUCGACUGGUGGUUCCAGGAUCUUAAACUUCUUCUACGGUUCAACCCUGGUCCUAGGUUUGGGUAUCAUCUUUGUCUACGUCACAGACACCAGGGCCAGUGUCCAUCGAUACGUUGUCAUCCCUGCCCUGAGAUGGAUCUACCCCGACCCGGAGGAAGCUCAUCAUGCAGCUAACCAGGUCUUGAGGUCUCUCUGGGAUCUCGGCCUUUAUCCUAGAGAGCGAGGGGAUCCCGACAAGGCUGGCGAUCUCGAGGUGGAAGUAUUCGGUCGCAUGAUUCGCAACCCAAUAGCCACAUCGGCCGGUAUGGACAAACAUGCUGAUAUCCCCGACCCUCUGUUCGCAUCGGGCCCAGCCAUUGUCGAAAUUGGAGGAACGACUCCUUUGCCACAAUCUGGCAAUGACAAGCCUCGAGUCUUCCGCUUGACUUCUCAGCAAGCCAUGAUUAAUAGAUAUGGUUUGAAUUCCGAAGGGGCAGAUCAUGUUGCUAUGCGGCUACGAGACCGAGUGAGAAAGUUUGCAUACCGUCUUGGACUGGGUCAUGAUGCUGCUGCCGAACAAGCAGUAUUGGAUGGAAUUGCUGGUGUUCCACCUGGAAGUCUAACCCCUGGAAAAUUGCUCGCCAUUAACAUCGCCAAAAACAAAAUCACCCCUGAGGAUGACGUUGAUGCUGUAACCAAGGACUACGUAUACUGUGUUAAUACUCUGGGUCCUUACGCUGACAUCCUGGUUGUCAAUGUCUCCAGCCCCAACACUCCAGGUCUUCGAUCGCUUCAACAAUCGGACAAGCUCCAGAAGAUCCUCACAGGCGUUGUGGAUGCUGCACGUUCGGUAGACAGGAAGACCAGACCUGCCGUCAUGGUCAAGGUCAGCCCUGAUGAGGAUUCAGAUGCCCAGAUCUCUGGUAUAUGCGACGCUGUUUGGGCAGCUGGGGUUGACGGAGUUAUUGUAGGUAACACGACCAACCGACGACCAGGCCCAAUGCCUCAUUUGGGAAGUCUGUCGCCAUUGGAGGAACAACAUCUUCUCGAAACUGGUGGCUUCUCUGGCCCACAUCUCUUCGAUAGGACUUUGUCUUUGGUAAAGAGAUACAGAAAACUCCUCGAGGAGAAACCUGCGGAGCUCGAACCCGUGCUACAUUCUCCCAGUGCUCUGCAAGCCGAGGCUGCGAAGAUAAAAGAUGAGCUAGCGAGUGCGUCUGGCUCGAAAGAGGAUUCAACACCGGACAGCGUUACCACCUCUGUAGAUACAGGAGUUGUUCCAGUCACCCCGAUUGCUGAGGAGACGAGUUCGGAAAAGCAGCCCUUAUUGAAACUACCCCAAGAACGGUUCUACGAUAAACCCCAAGAUGAACAGGACUCUCUGGUAGGUGUAAAUGCUGAGCCUGUCGACUCCUCCGACCAGCAAGAGAGCCAGAUAGAACGUCUAAGAGCGAUUCAGGCAGCCAUAGAACGGCUGCCUCCCAGAGAACAACGUGAGGCACUUGAAAAAAUGGAAGAACCUAUCCAUCUGGCCUCGAACGAUGAACCGAAAGUGAUUUUCGCGACAGGUGGCAUCACCAAUGGCAAGCAGGCUCUGGAUGUGCUCAACGCAGGUGCUAGCGUUGCCAUGGUAUAUACAGCUCUGGUUUACGGUGGUAUUGGCACGAUCUCACGCAUCAAAGAUGAGAUGCGCGCAGAAAUGAGGCGGCAAACAGAAGAGAGGCGAUCGAAUUCUCAGGAAUGA